AUGUCAAAAAGUCUAUGUGCCCGAGAAGAGACUCCACUGGCUGAUUAUUUUUGUGGACGUGGUUCGAUUCAUCGUGAAUGCCCAUCAACACACGAUUGCACGAUUGCACUGAACGAUGCUUAUGGUGUCUGUAGUCCCAGUAAUGUACAACCACCUGAACGAAAUUCUAAUAAACCAGGACUUUGUCCAUCAUCAUCAGGUGAAAGAGCCGUUUGUUUUGCUCGAUGUAAUGAUGACAGUGAAUGUGAAAGUGAAGGUGAACAAAAAUGUUGUGGCGGAUGUCGACGUCAAUAUGUAGAUCCUAUUUUUAUAUAA
Messenger RNA from Rotaria sp. Silwood2, 315 nucleotides. The record is from the annotation of a GenBank genome assembly. NCBI's taxonomy places the organism in Eukaryota, Metazoa, Rotifera, Eurotatoria, Philodinida, Philodinidae.